UCAGAGUGCUUUCCGGAACCCGGUGAGUGGCGGACUGCGCAGGCGGCCGGAUUCCGCUCAGUUUCCGGUCCGGCGAACACCAAAGUCCAGGAAUCUAAGCAUUUUUCAGUUUCUAGGAUUGUUAGGAAGCUGCAGAAGCGAGAUGGAGGUGGACGCACCGGGUGUUGAUGGUCGAGAUGGUCUCCGGGAGCGGCGAGGCUUGAGCGAGGGAGCGGGGCAGAACCUUGAUGUGCGGCCUCGGUCUGGGGCAAACGGGCUUCCCAAACACUCCUACUGGUUGGACCUCUGGCUCUUCAUCCUUUUCGAUGUGGUGGUGUUUCUCUUUGUGUAUUUUUUGCCAUGACUCGUUUGCUGAUAUCUAAAUUAAGAAGUUGGUUCUUGAGUGAAUUCUGAAAAUGGCUACAAACUUCUUGAAUAAAGAAGACAAGACUCUCAACAGAAGAAUUUCACAUCUCCAAGGGACCCUUCCUUUCAUUUUACACUUUGUUACUAAUUUGCAGAACUCUAUUAAAUGGGUAGGAUUUCACCCAUUCCUAGCUAAGUUGUUAAAAUUAAACCAUUUGGUUCGUGUUUAAAAACUUUCCAACAACAUCUAAUGGCUUUACAGGGGCUGAAUAUAAAAGCAUUUAUACUUAAAGGUCUUGUGUAUUCAUUAACAAAUAUAGUAAUGUCUUUUAAUGUUUUAAGAGUUGAUCAGGAUUUAAUAUGAUGCAAGUAAUAGGGUGAUUAAUAAGGGAAGGUUUUUAUGAAUUCAAAAGCCAGUUAUUCAAAAGCAGGGAAAGAUUUUGAGAGAGGGAACAAAGUAUUCUUAGAUUGCAUAGAGGCUAAGUUCCAGUUUUAAUUUUUAUGUUUAGUUGGAAUCUGUUAUGAAAAGAUAGGUUAUGGGUGGGUGACAGGUUGAUACAGUUUUAGAAAAAGCAGGUAAUAUCAAAGUAUUGGAAAGCUAGCAUGCAUGCCCUCUUACCUGCGUAUCUUCCCCCUUUUUUCCUUUUAAAUUCUUGAGCCUCCUAGAAUGAAGGAUUAUGUGUUUCAAACCUAUUUUUUAUUACUGUUGCAUUAAGUGUGCUUGUGCCCAAAACAUUUAUUUUUAUAAUAUCUGUAACUUGUUUAAAUACUUCAGCGAAGUCAGCAUAUUUACUCAUUCAACAAAUAUUUGAGCCAGACAUUAUUUUAGACACAGCAGUGAACAGAAAAAAAAGGCAUUCUUGCCUUCAUAGAGCUUACAUUCUUACUGUUAUUUAAAUUUAAAUGUUAUAAAACAAGAAUUUACAUUCUAGGGUUGAUCAGCUGGUAUUUAAUCAAAAAGACCACACUCCCAUAGCAGCUACUCUAAGCUGUAGUAGCUAAUAAAAAAUAUUACUGUUGGCCAGGCGCAGUGGCUCACGCCUAUAAUCCCAGCACUUUGGGAGGCCAAGGGCAGUGGAUCACUUGAGGUCAAGAGUUGUGAGACCAGCCUGGCCAACCUGGUGAAACCCUCUCUCUA
Mandrillus leucophaeus (drill) is the source of this 1483-nucleotide messenger RNA. It is a transcript of the gene ARLN, whose product is annotated as chromosome unknown open reading frame, human C4orf3. Lineage: Eukaryota; Metazoa; Chordata; Mammalia; Primates; Cercopithecidae. The record is from RefSeq and is a predicted model, not a curated record. Bases 143 to 343 code for a protein of 66 amino acids. The transcript has 2 exons.